CAAAACUGGGUUGCCGCGCGCGGUCGACGACGACGCGCGUACCGCGCACACAUCACUGCCGGCUCCACCCUCCUGCCGCGGCCGCCGCGCUUCUGCUGCUGCUGCUGCUGUACACCACCCUGUGUGCUGCUGCUCCUGCUCUUGCUCCUGCCGCUUCCAACUACUACGGCGACGACGACGACGACGACUACGACGACGGCGGCGGCGGCGACUACGACACCGACACCGCCACCACCACCACUACCACCUCAACCGACGCGGCCGCGCUUCCUCGUCCACAUCAACCGCCGCGCUCCCGCGACCACCUCGGCCGUGCACCUCGUCGGCGGCAGUAGUAUCCGCGUCCCCGGACAUAACGUCCGUCCGCCGGUUGUGUCCGCUCACGUCGUUUGCCGCGUAUAAUAUAUAUAUACCAUCUAUAUAUCAUACACGACGUGUUUUGACCACAGUAGUGCAGCAUUAUAUAUAGAAUAACGUCUAGCGAAAUUGUCCUUUUAAUAUAUAUAUAUAUAUAAAUAUAUAUAAUAUUAUAAGAGUGUGCGCGGGGUGUGUGUAAACACACGGACAACAGUUGUCUCGCGUGAGACCACAAUAACUGUUUUCAGCCGACCACGACGACGGGGUGCAGGUUGUGUGUGCAAAAACCGUGAACGUUUUCUCUUAUCUUACACAUAUACCUUUUUAUAUAUAUUUAAUAUUUAAAUUUAUCAUCCGUCCGCAUUACACAAUACUGCACGUGCGAGGAAUAUCCGGUACCGCGUACCAUCGACUCUAAAUGAGUUACCGUCGGCUGCAACAGCGGCGUAGGAGGGCAAUCGUCUCGUGUUCCACAAAUACAUCGUUCCCCCGGUGCACUGGCGGUGGCGGUACGACACCGGCGCGAACAGCAGCUUCAGAGGGUGGUAGGUAGUGCGUCUGCAUCAGCAUCCACGACGAUAUCGUCAUAAUCUGCCGAGACGACCGGCGCGUUAUAUACACGCACACUAUUGCUCACGACGCAACGCUUAGUGCUCAAUAUAACUGUAACCAAACCAUUUUCAAUCUCAAAUAUAAUUUAAAUACAAAAUAUAUUUAUUAUUAAUAUUAUACGAUCGCCGUGAGUAUACACGCGUAUAGUACAUAGGUAUAGUACAUAAUACACACUGCUGCGCCUUUCCAGUGCCUAUAAUAUUAUAAUAUUCAUACGGAGUCCACACCGAGCGUUUCGAUGGACAACCACAACAACACCACUACCACUUUCCUGCCACCACCCAUCGACGGUGAGGCGUCGGCGCCGCUCGCGCAACCCGACGACGAUUUCGUGGUGCCCCUUUCAGCGGCCGGUACCCCCAAUACGCCGGCCGACGACGGUGGCACUGGAUCUACCGUGUCGCCCGUGUCUCCUGUCCACCUCAAUCGUCAGCAACACGGCGCAAUGAUGAUGGACGACGAUCAGGCGGCCAACACUGCCGCCGAUAGCGGUGCGACGGACGACAGCUCCGUGCUGUUGCCGCCGCCCGACGAGACGGAAAACGAAGAGAAACCGAACAAAGACAACGCGGACGACGAAGACAACGGUGGCGACAACAACGACGAGGCCGCCGACGACGAUGACCAGGUGCCCGUUCUGGCCAUGUCCGGUAUUCUGCCGGCCACGGCUACUGGCGGUGGCCAGAUUUCUGACUCGAAGAAAAACGCCGGCGGACCGAACGACUCGCUGGCCGGCGGUGGAACUGGGACCGGAAACGGAGAAAAUAAAUCCAAAGAGAAAUCACGUUAUACGACUGGUAGCGGCACAGGAGCCGGGACGGAUGCAGAAGAUUCCGGAACAAACAAUCCGCAGACGGCUUUGGGAUGUGGGACUACGUUUGAAUACGUAGUACUGGUAACGGCGUGCUCAUUUCUGCUUGUGGCUGUCACCGGCACCACUGUUUAUUGGACCAUGGCCUACCGAGGUGGAUACGACCCCAACUGGUUUCCCUGGCCACCACAGACCCCAUUGCAAAUGUUAUCCAUCGGCGUAUUUACUUAUAAGCACCCGCAAAACAUCACUACCGGUGGAAGCGACAUCAGUACGACAAUUUCAACGACCACGGUGGAACAGCAACAAUCUUCACUGUUAAACAUAUCGUCUUCAAACGUUUCGAUCGAAGAUCAGCGGUUCAACCUACACCCUACUCUGAUGACGAUCGGAUUCGUCACCUUAACCGGAUUCUCUAUAUUGGUGUACAGAAUGGCCGCUGGAUGUUCGACUUCGUGCAGGGGUAGUUAUGUGAAAUUAACACACGGACUAUUGCAUAUGGGCACCAUACCGUGUGUAUUGUUUGGAGGUGUGGCCGCCAUGGAAUAUCAUCGUUUGAAAGGUUUACCGCAUAUGUACUCGUUACACAGUUGGAUGGGAUUGUUGACCCUUAUGCUUUUUGCAAUUCAGCUCAUCCUUGGAUUGUUCACGUUCGUUGUGCUGUUGUGUUGUCGCGGUGCAACGGCUGUGUGUCGCUUACGAUGUUUUACGCCCAUACACGCCACCCUUGGACUGUGCACGUUCACACUGGCCAUAGCUACAUGUCUCACCGGACUUCAGCAACGCGCCGACUUCUCGAUAUUCAGCAAUAAUAAUGGAGGCGGCGAACAGACAUUAUCCGAGUUGAUCAAACAAAAGUUACACUUGAACAAGGAACCGGUAGUGGUUAAUGUGUUGGCCGUUUUGUUGGUAUCCGUACUGGUAAUUGUGUCGUAUACGGUACGCCGAGAGUCACUGAAGCGGAGGCCAAACAACAAACCGUCAUACACGGCGACAGUCAGUCCACUGCGCGUAAAAUCUUCGUCGUCGUCUACAGGAAAGUUUGGAUCGGGAAAGCAAUCGUCGCAGCCUCCGGUUUGAGGAGCAUAUACACACAUUCGGACAUUCCGCAACGAUUUCUGCCAUCACUUCUAUAUUUAAUACAAACAAAAUACAAUUAAUAACAAAAGUACAACAAAUUGUCAUCGUCGUGUAAUCGGUCUUAUACUAUAUUUAUAGAAAUAAUAUACAUUCUAAAAUUUGUUUCUCCUAUAUCAUCGCAACCGGCCUACAUUUUCAUUUCCAUUUUCAUAUUUAUUUGUUUUUUAUCUAUAAUAAUAAGUUAUAAGUACUCGAUAUUAUACGUUAACAUUCAUCGGCCGUGACAUUGCGCAAUUAUUAAUGAAAGCUUUAAGUAACAUUAACAUUAUUAUCUCUGUGUUCCACAUUCCUAUUUGUCUUCCUAUUUCCACAUUUAUCUUUAGAUAGAUACUAUUAUGCGUUUAUUUUUGUGAAUAUGACAAAUCGCUAUAACUUACCGAAAUUGAAGUAAUACCUACUUCAGAUCGAGUUUAUUAUAUUCACACGUGUAUCUAUAGUUAAUAGUAUAGUAGGUAUUAACCUACAUAAUAACGUAGUUAGACAAUGAUACAGUUAAAUGGAAUCGACUUUUUUUUUUAAAUAUCGCGUCAUUUCUACUAUUGAUGUUUAUGUUUAUACACGCACUUGUACACUCGCAUGUGUACUUAUGUGUGUGUACGCGUGUGUUAGAUUACUAAAUUAUAAUUACCUAUGGAAUUUUUUUUUACAACAACGUACCUAUUUGAUAAAUGUAUAUAGGAUUAAGAAAAAAAACAAUACGUUCGGCACGCGUGUGUUUGCAAUAUUACAACUAAACAGUGUCUAUCAAUUUAUAUAUAUAAUGUUCAUAAAAAAGUAAAAAACACAACAUUAAUUAUGUGUGAAGGUUUAGAAUAAACAAUUUAAAACAAUUCGACCAAAUUUAAAACAAUCGCGAGUUUUACACAUUAUUGGAUGUAAAAUUAUUAUAUACUAUUAUUAUUUAUUAUAAUUAUCAUUAGCAUUUUGUGUGUGUGUGUGUGUGUGACUUUUUUCAAAAAUAUAAAUACAUUUAACUAUAAGAUAAGUUAUUAUUAUCGAAACUAUACUAAUAUAUUAUUUAUAAAUUAUUAAUGUUUUUCGUAAUAUUUGUAUUUGAAUUUUUAACAAAAACAACAUAGAAUAUUAUUACUAUAUAAAUAUAUAUGAGUAGUCAAGAAACAUAGAGAUUAUUAUUAUCAUUAUUAUAUAUAAUAUAUAUAUAUAUAAUAUAUACAUAUAUUUAUAUUUAUAUAUAUAUAUGUGUGUAUUUAUAUAUAUUUAUUAUAUAUUUAUAUUAAUAUAUUAUUGUUUUUGUUAUUGAUAAUUUUUUUUUAUUAUUAUUAUUACUAUUUAUAUUUCUAAUUUAUUGUACGUUUUUUUUUUGGGGUGUUGUAAUUAAUUUUAUUAUAAAUAGCUAGAAAAAAAAUUUUAGAAUUUUUACAAAGAAACUUACGCGUACUAUAUACCAUUAUUAAUUAUAGCUACUACAAGUACCGAUUUAUUAUUAUUAUUAUUAUUAUUAUCUAGCAUAAUAUAAUUAAUAUGUGUAUUAUAUAUAUAUUAUAAUAUUACAUAUACAUAUUACUAUUAACAUAAGUAUAACUAGUUGUUUUACUAUAUAAUAAAUGAUAAAUACAUUUUCAAAAAUUCUUUAUGUGUAUUA
Messenger RNA from Metopolophium dirhodum (rose-grain aphid), 4523 nucleotides. RefSeq lists its product as uncharacterized. Bases 1208 to 2860 code for a protein of 550 amino acids. Gene Ontology annotation, molecular function: oxidoreductase activity. NCBI's taxonomy places the organism in Eukaryota, Metazoa, Arthropoda, Insecta, Hemiptera, Aphididae. The record is from RefSeq and is a predicted model, not a curated record. The transcript is spliced from 5 exons.